Molecule: messenger RNA, 931 nt
Organism: Hordeum vulgare subsp. vulgare (domesticated barley)
Lineage: Eukaryota; Viridiplantae; Streptophyta; Magnoliopsida; Poales; Poaceae
Product: psbP-like protein 1, chloroplastic
Exons: 7
Coding region: 43-744 (233 amino acids)
Biological process (GO): photosynthesis
Cellular component (GO): extrinsic component of membrane; photosystem II; photosystem II oxygen evolving complex
Molecular function (GO): calcium ion binding
Source: RefSeq, a predicted model, not a curated record
AGAGGAGCUCGUCGCUCCUCGCACUCCCAGCUAGCCACAGCCAUGGCCACCGCGACCUCCUUAUCCCUCCACGGCCAUGGCCUCCCUUCCCCGACCGCAAAGACGCCCACGCGGAGGGUGCUCUCCGUCAGGGCCAUGGCGCCACCCAAAGCUGCAGGUGAAGCUGCUGCGGUGGAGAGCUCGCCUUCCCCGCGGCGGCAGGUGCUCGUGGCGGGGGCUGCCGUGGCCGCCGCGGCGCUCGUCUCCCGGCCCGCUCCGGCGGCAUUGGCGGCGGCGGACGGCAAGUUCAUGCCGGUCAUCGACAGGAAGGCCGGCUACUCCUUCGUCUACCCAUUCGGAUGGCAGGAGGUGUCUGUCCAAGGGCAGGACAAGGUGUACAAGGACGUGAUCGAGCCGCUUGAGAGCGUCAGCAUCAACAUGAUCCCCACCACCAAGGAAGACAUCCGCGACCUCGGCCCGCCCGACCAGGUCGCCGAGGCACUGGUGCGGAAAGUCCUAUCUCCGCCCACGCAGAAGACCAAGUUGAUUGAGGCGAAAGAGACCGAUAUCGAUGGAAGAGCUUAUUACACUUUCGAGUUCACGGCUCAGGCUCCAAAUUUCACUAGACACGCGCUUGGUACAAUUACCAUAGCAAAUGGCAAAUUUUACACGUUGGCAACGGGUGCAAACGAGAGGAGAUGGGACAAGAUGAAGGACAGGCUACAUACAAUCGUCGACUCUUUCAAAAUCGAAACAAAAGUGUGAGCGAUGUUUGAGGCAUUGUGCUGAUUUUCUUUGUUUUUAGUUUGUUCGUUUUUGGAGCUACAGCUGGCGCGAGGUUCAAAAGUAAAUGUCGGGAAUACAGAUUCUACUGAUCUUUUUCUUUUCUUUCAAAUACUCUGGUCUGCAUACAUAUAUCAUUUCAUCCUAUGUAAUGUGAUCCUUGGAGUAA